Molecule: messenger RNA, 1534 nt
Organism: Arabidopsis lyrata subsp. lyrata
Lineage: Eukaryota; Viridiplantae; Streptophyta; Magnoliopsida; Brassicales; Brassicaceae
Exons: 2
Coding region: 74-727 (217 amino acids)
Source: RefSeq, a predicted model, not a curated record
AUGAUUUAAAUCUGUUUGAGUUUAACUGUAGGAGGAAAAGCUCAAGCGUCCUGUAUCACUUGGCGAAGUGUUUAUGCAAACACAUACAAGGGCUGAUGGAUCAUUUGUGGAUCAAAAAGCUAAAGAAGUUGCUGAGGCGUAUGCGAAGGGCAUUGAAGACAGGAUGUCUGAAUUGGACGAGGAGGGUCCUCAGAAUUCUGCUAAUUCCUCUGAACAUUCCACUGACCGUAUGCUCAGCAUUGAUGAAAAGAAUGAGAUCUUUCUUAAGUGUACUCAUAAAGAUGACAAAGGCACUCCUUAUGGUAUUGGAUCACUUGUGGAGACGUUGAACAAAGGAAAGAGGAAGGAGAGUUAUGCGAGCUCUUCUACAUCAACCACUGUGGAGCUUCAAGAACAGCUGCGGCGCAAGAUAUCUGAACACGAUGCUGAAAAUGCAAGACGUGAUGAGGAGCACCGCCAAUCUCAAUCUCGGAUCUCCAGCUUGGAGAAACUUCUUGAAUUCAUGAAGGAGAAAGAUCCUGAGUUGGCAGCUUUCUUGUCAUCUGCUUCUACAGCACCUGAACAACCCAACCAAGCAACCACCACACCUACAAGCAUUUUACCAACCACAACAGCUACAACCACCCAACCAGCCAUCCCAACCGCAGGCACCACAGAAGAGACAGGAUUGGCCAAGAGAGUAGCAUCCUCCACUUCACCUACUUUGUCUACUUCUUCUAACUUAUGAACUUGAAUUAUUUGUUGGUAUGUAGGAUGAUGAUCCUUUUGUGUAUGACUAGGAAUCUAGGAUGAUAACUUAUGUAGGAUGAUAAUUUCUGGAAUGUUUACUUGAUUACUGUGUUUUAUGGAUAUUUUUCUUUGAUUAAUGGCUUUUCAAUUCGGAAAUUAAUCAGGUUUAUGACUGUUAACAUAUCACUAAUUUGUGACCAGACCAAUAAGAAACAUAUGACCAUUUUGUGACCAAAACUAUUCCACAUAUGUGACCACUUUGUGACCGACCAUCUACAAAGCUGUGACGAUUAUGUGACUAAACUAAGUUUCACAAACUAUAAAACUUGUGACAAUAUGGUUGCUAAUACGAGACUAUAAAACAGUGUCUUACAAAGGUCGCAAAUAAGAAAGACUCUCUUGCGACCAAAUUGUAACUUAAAGAAACGUAGAUAGCGACUAAAGUGGGACUACUUAAUUUUUUCACCUACGAAAUCUUAGUCUCUAAUCUGUCGCAUAACUCGGACUCUAAUGUUAGUCCCAAAACCGUUGCAAGAUAAGACUGGUAAUUAUCGUCACAAAUCGGUCUCGUAGUUAGCCUCGUUGCGUUUUAGUCGGGUAUCUGCAACUUCCAAUACUAGUCACAGAUGAGUCGCUUAUUUACGACUAUUUAUGUUGGUCAGAAACUAGUCGCAAAUAAGUGACUAAUUUGCGACUGAUUUAUUUUGCGACCAAUUUUUAGCGACCAUUUAAAUUAGUCGCAAAACUGUCGUAAAUAGAGUAUUUGCGACUGUUUUGCGACUAAAAUGGGAGUCGCAAACGGUCU